Cordyceps militaris CM01 is the source of this 6927-nucleotide messenger RNA. Its product is annotated as ubiquitin C-terminal hydrolase. Gene Ontology annotation, cellular component: nucleus; cytosol. The transcript has 8 exons. The record is from RefSeq and is a predicted model, not a curated record. Gene Ontology annotation, biological process: protein deubiquitination. The coding region runs from base 1 to 6927 and encodes 2308 amino acids. Lineage: Eukaryota; Fungi; Ascomycota; Sordariomycetes; Hypocreales; Cordycipitaceae. Gene Ontology annotation, molecular function: cysteine-type deubiquitinase activity; cysteine-type endopeptidase activity.
AUGCUUUCGGUAUGGAUGCAGCAAUCGGCGAUUAAAUUUUUCAAGACUUCGGACCGAAACACGGUCCUACUUGCCCUGAAAUCGCAGAGGAAGUUCUGGCUGUCUUUUCCAGCAGUCAUGACCGCGCUGACUCUCCCAAGACCUCCCAUCGGUGACGCAAACUCAAUUAUUUCCGUUACGCGAGAAUUGGUUUCAAAUUACUCGCUGCUUACCGCCGCUCUCGUCAAAUUUGACCACGAAACUCUUCAGCUCGCGCUGACCAGUCAUACCGAGCAAGAGGAAGAGCUUGCCCUCUUCUCUAUCGAAUGCUUAUAUGUAUGGCUAGAUUUGCUGUACAUAGAAGAGCGGGAAACUUCUACAGGCGAACAUGUAGAUGGCGCAUCGUCUUGGACAAGCAGCGAAAUGUCGAAACUUCUAUGCUCUCCUUUGAUCGUGGCGCAUGGCAACAGUACACAGUGGAUCAGCGCAUUUGCCUGUGAUCUAGCGUCAUUUGCCAAUACCCCAGAGCUGAGACUACGCGACUUGACUCUUGUCACCUGCAUUAUUAGCGACUGUGCCGCUGCAGACUAUCGAAGAAACGACGCAGCUCUUGCCGAAUCAACCACGAGUUGCGCUGCCAAAGGCAUCCAGCACAUUCGAGAAACGUGGCUGACGCUCUCUGAGGCCCUAUCUACAAUCAUCGAAAAGAACAUAUCGAUUCUGAGCAGUGAGAUGGCAAAUCGCCUCUUUCGUGCCCUGUCCAAAAUGUUCUCCCUCAUUUGCCAAUCGGACAACCGAGGUGAACGAAGCCAGGCCGAUGGUAUUGAUCUUUUGAUCGAAAGCUAUAGGGUUAAAUAUCCCGAGGCAACACCCGAAAUGCUGUUGAAAACCGCGCCCUGGGAAUGGAGACUCGGAGUACUAUCCAAGCUCAUCCAGUCGGGGCUGAUGAAGCUCCGAGUCAUGGCUGUCAAUAUAUUGUGUGGCUAUUUGACCGACGUUUGGACUCAAGAAGAGGCGACUCUGGAUGGUCGUCAAUUUUUAUGUCAGCUGGGCCAUAUUGUCGACAAUGAACUCACUGGCUACAUCGUGAGCCCGUCAUGCCAUCCCGAAAUUAUUGUCGCCAGCACUAGUAUCAUGGUGUUUCUGGCUUUAUCGGACGCGAACACAAAGCCCCUCCUCGACCGAGUGUGGCGCUCCAUUGGGUCUAGUGAAGACCAACGAGUGGCUGAUGCUAUCACACGCGUCGCGAUUCAUACUCUUUCUGUACUGCGGUACAAUCACCUAGUAUAUCUUUGUGAGAAGUUUGACGAAGUCGAGCUGGGGGACUUCUCGCCUUUACUGCGAAGCCUUUGGGAAAGCUUGCUCAGCAAUAUGGUGUCUAAGGCGCAAGUAGCUAGCCGGCCCCUCACGGCACAUCCCUUUCUCUCGAUUUUGCGGGUAUUGAGAGAGAUGCCGACUUGCGAUAAUGGCGCGAACUUUACAUAUCCUGAUCUCCAUAAGGUGGCCGUGCAGCGAGUUCGAGAGCUACUGCAAUACGGGUUGGAAGCGGACGUUCGAAAGCAGCUCUACGCUAAUUGCGCCCAGCAUCUGGCAUCUGAUUCACAAAAUCGGCUCGGCAGCCUUUGGUUUAUUUCUAUUUGCAUGCGACCGGCUAUCGUCAAUGAGCUUCAGCAUCUCACCGACGCUCAUGACAUUGUCCGCGUGGUGGUGGAAGAUUUGGAAUCUGCAGUCCAUACCGCAUGUGAUCUAUCCACGGUCGUCUUGGCUGGCCCUGCAAAUUACGCUCGUCGAGAUUUGAUCUCGCAAAUUAUCCAUUUCCAGCCUAAAUCAAUAACUGAAGAGCUGGGCACCAGGCUCUGGGAGGUGUUGGUUGGCGCCAAGGCGCGAAAUACCGCUGACAGAGUCGCAGCUUGGCAAACAAUAUCCACAGUCGGGAAUAAUAGCAGCUUUCAGAAUCCGUUCCUGCAGGCUUGCUUUUCAAAGCAUCUCCCGAAUCUGUCCGCCAGUUGGUAUUGUGAAGGGAUGCUCAACUUUGUCAGAGAGAAUGUCCUCUUGCUAGUCAACCACCAUGACGAGUUCAAUCUCGACCAUGAAGAGCUUGUCGCUAAGAGUGGCAUUGAACAUCUCUGGCGUAUUAUACUCUCUUCCCAUGAUGAGAACAUCGCCCAGCCUGCCAUGAUCUUGCUCGCGUCUGGUGUAUAUUUGGAGAGCAAAACAAUUGCGGCCUGUACUGUGAACAGGGCCCAGAGUAUCCAUCUUAAACUCGUUCGUCAGUGUCUGAAGCUCAUGCGCGAAGCUAGACAUGCUUUACAGGCUGCUCCAAUCGACGGCGAUGCAGAUGACGACUCGCUUGUUGUGGUUGAACCUGAGCGUGAGAUGGUGCAGAGGAAGCGUGAAUUUCUGCGCACCUUGAGACUACUCCAGUAUUUCCUAGACGCACAUCGCGCCAACCCACGUUAUUCUGCUGCUGACUUACGGCCGUUGAUACCCAAGUGCGCCGAGGAGAUGAAAGGCGAACCGACCAAUCUGCAGUAUCAGGCAUUUGGUGAUGACGACAGUGGCGAAGUUAAGUCACUUCAGAUAGGGCGAGAAAACUCGCUGGGAUCACUGCUGGCUGUUUUCAGAGACGAGACAGGUUUUGACAGCUACAAAGCAUACUACAGAGGUCGCCAGCUUGUCCCAAGCGAGAUGCAAGUGAGCAAAUCUCUACAAGACCUACGUAUGUGCGACGGCUUGGUUCUUUUGAACAAAGAUGUCGUCGCAUCCGAUAUGCCCAGUCACGUGAAGCCCGGAUCAUCGCGAAUCGAGAUCGAGAUCCUUGCUCAGUUUUCCGAGUUCUGGCAAUACCUGGCCAUGGAGGAGAGUAUCGCCGCCGAGACAUACAACUUUCUUCUACGACUUCCAGCCGAUGGGCAGUUGAUGCAGUGCUUGAGAGCUGACGGCACCAGAUAUGAGGACCAUUUCGUCCCUGAUCAGCCGUACCGACUACUAUAUACUAUUUUUGCUCUGAUGGAAAGCGUGAAAGAGAUAUCACCGCGGCAAACGAUCUCAUCGGCACGCUGCUCACCGACUACGACUGAAUCUGAGUCCUCCAUCAAUGGGGUCGGGAAGGCAUUACAACUACUUGCGCGUGGCCUGGAUGACCAGACGAUCAUUCAAGUACCUGGUCAUGUGAACAUACUAGUCGCAUCGAACUUGAUUUUCCAGUACAUGCGCCUUCUUGAUGCUGCAUUGCAAGAUGUUGUUUCUGCUCAGGUCAUUCCGAAACCUUCACCAAUCCGAUUGCUGUCGAUCUUGGACGAUGCAAUGAGCUCCCAAGAAGAAGAACUUCUGCAUCUCAGCGCCAAGUGCUUGUCUUUGAUCCUGAAAUUAGGAUUUGUCGAUGAGCAGUUCUGGCUGGCAGUCUCUGGUAGCCCUUUACUCGCAAAUCUGAUGCGCCGGAUGUGCGUCUUAUCCAACCAGAAGGAUUUUCGGAUUUUUUGCGUCAGCCAGAUUGAAGAAAUUACUAAGAAGGAGGCCGAAACGGCUGAGAAGCAUGGCCACAUUACGAAGUACUUCUGGAAUUGGGCGCUGGAGACGCUGGUUCUCAUCCCGGACUUGGGGGAAAAUUGUCACGAGCUGAUGAAGCUAAUGUGCUUUCUCGUUGUUCAAAUACGCUACAAGUGCUCUGAAAGCGUCGAUCUUGGGUCCUUGGUUCAGCAAUUGAUCAAGUACUUGAUAUCACACACAUGCACAGAGGAGAUAACCCAAGCUACACCCUGUGACUUGGUAGCCGAGGGGUUGGUAACUCUCCUGAAUCGCUGUCUCCAUUUGGAUGAGUCCCUUGCUCAGCACAUUCCACGCUCAUCGUUAUGUAGCGCUGCAAUUUUCUGUUUAAUGAAGGGGCUUCUCUUCCCACAGGAGCAGCACAGAAUGAACGAGUCUCUGCCGAAAAUCAUUCUGAAUCCUGAAAUCAGAGGCAAACUCUACGAAUCUAUCUUCCUGAAUCUACGCACUCAGAACGACCUGUUGUUCGAGACGAUAGAGUUCCUGGGCGAGAUGGUUCCCUUCUAUGCCAACAGUGGUACGUAUGGAUAUUCUUACAGAGCAAAUCAAAAAGCUGACAUACGAGUAGCGGAGCCGUACAUAUACGACCUUCCAUUUCAAUUCGAACAAGAGAAAGCCCUACGAUCUCCUGCCGGCUACGUUGGCUUGCAAAAUCUAUCCAACACGUGCUAUCUUAACUCACUCAUCACGCAACUGUACAUGAACCCUGGCUUUCGGGGCUACCUGAUGUCCUUUGAUGUAGGCGAAGCCGACGAUUCCAAAACACUCUUGCACGAAACCCAGCGGCUUUUCGUGUAUCUCCAAGAGAGCAUCAGUCGGUCGGUGGACCCAACUGCAUUUGUUGGCGCAAUCAAGACAUAUGAUCAGGGACCAAUCGAUAUUCACAGCCAGAUGGAUGUGGACGAGUUCUAUAAUCUUCUCUUUGAUAGGUGGGAGGCACAGCUUCCGAGUGCCACGGCGAGAAAGAAGUUCCGGUCAAUCUACGGGGGCCAACUCGUGCAGCAAAUCAAAUCCAAAGAGUGUGGUCACAUAUCGGAGCGACUUGAACCCUUUUCGGCUAUCCAGUGCGACAUCAAGGGGAAAUCGACACUCGAGGAUAGCCUGCGAGCAUACGUGGGCGGAGAGACUAUGGACGGCGACAACAAGUAUAAAUGUUCUUCGUGCGAUCGGCAUGUCGAAGCUGUGAAACGGGCUUGUUUAAAGGACGUACCGGACAACGUGAUCUUUCAUCUGAAGCGAUUCGAAUUUCAUCUUCAGACACUACAGCGCAGCAAGAUCGACGAUUACUUUGCCUUUCCUGACAGGCUUGACUUGCAACCCUACACAAUCGAGCACCUGAGCGGAUCGGCGCCCGAUGACAAGCAAGACAUGUUUGAGUUGGUUGGUGUACUCGUCCACGCAGGCACCGCCGAAUCUGGGCACUACUACUCCUAUGUGCGCGAGCGCUCAUCGGAUCAAGACACGACAUCAAAGUGGGUAGAGUUCAACGACGAUCAAGUUGGAAUAUGGAAUUAUGCGUCGGUAGAAGCAUCCACAUUUGGAGGUCCAGAGCGGCGCUCGGGAUAUGGAGAAAGCAGUCUACCACCAUUCGACAAGAGCUAUAGUGCUUAUAUGCUCUUCUAUCAGCGAAUAUCACCACGGACAGAAGCCGCUGAGACACAGCCAGCACCGAAAGGUGAAGGUGGCAAAAGUCUGUACACGGCCAAGGGCGAGGCUUUGAAGGACCAUAUCCGGACGGAAAACAUAUUGCUCCUACGACGUCACUGCCUCUUUGACCCAAACCAUGCCAAGUUUGUUCAGGCCUGUGUUCACCAGAGCCUCAGGCCUAAGUCAUCUCCUGAGGUCGGAUUAGAGCUGGACAGCCAGCUAGCGGAAGAAGCGAAGGCACCCGAGGUUCACCAGCUGGUUAUGAGCACUGCUAUGAGCUAUUUGGACCAGAUUUUCAGCCGCAGCAAAGACUGUUCCCACGCAGUCAUAUUCUGCAACCUGCUCGCCGACGUGGCUAUGACGCAGCAAGGUUGCGCCUGGCAGGUAAUUAAAUAUCUCCAAGGUCGCCCUGCUGUUUUGCGCUCUCUUUUAUUGCGAAACCCAGAAAGAAGCGUGCGAGUCGCCAUCGGCCAACUGUUUGUGAUUUGCUUACAAAAGCUAUCAAGCAGUUGUCCAGAGUUGUUUUAUGCUCAGACGGGCACAGCGACGCCGGCUAGUGACGAUGAAGACGAGGACAUGAAAGGUGAUGCCGCAGAACCCGAGAACAUGCUCUCUUGUGCGAUGGAGCCACUCAAUCAGCUCUGGAAGUAUUUCCAAAACCACAUUAGGUCGUGGGAUGAGUACUUCUCGACAAUCGUUCACGUGGCUCAGCUCGGGAGACAAGAGUGCGCAAUGGUCUUGGCUGGUGGCUACCUGGAGAAAUGCUUGAAAAUCAUCACUGCAGAUCGCUCCGUGCAAAUUGAGCCGAACUUCGUCAAAAUGUUGCAAAAUCUCUACAGACGGUUCAGCACACAGCCACCAUCAUAUGUGGCAGUCCUGGCUCUCAUUGCUCAUUUGAUGGACCAAUUAGAGCCAGAAAUCAGCCACGAGUCGAUUGUGGAAACCGCGGAUGAACGACUGACAGACACCAGUGGAUGCUUCCCGUGGACAUCAUCAGAAAUCACGUUGUUAUUGACACAUCCUGAGCGAGAGGAUACAAGCUUGUUCCUGGCACGCCUACUGGAAAUUAACCAAGGACCCGAGAUUACCAGGCGGAUCUUGGAGCGGGUAAUUCGUGCGGGUGAAAUACCUACUCGAAAACUUUUGUGUCUACUCGAGACAACAAUCCGAGGCGAUGCAUCGACAGAACCUCUGGAUGCAUACAUUCGUGCCGCAUUAAUAUUCGUUGACAGCUGCAGUGACGUGAGUGAUGCUCAGCAUCUGGUCCGACACAUUGGGAUGCAGGCAGCCAGCUUCGAGAGGGGCGAAGGCGGCGUAUUCCUGGAGCUGAUGCGGAGAGCGAUUGACAACAAACGGUCUGACGAGGAAGAGCGCGCUCAGUUGCGACGCUUGACGCUACAUACCAUACCCGAGUGGGCGCCAUAUCUGCUCCAGUAUUCCGACAGCCGAGUACGCAACGAAACGGAGCGCUUGGUGGACAUGGUAUUGUGCCUGCCGGUCGAGGUUGACUCCCCGAGUGCCGCCGAGGCGGCUGUACUAUCGUCGAACCUGGCAAGAGCCAUUGGCACGCGCUGUCUCACGUAUAUCCAAGACGCACAUAACCGGCGCCAAGUGUCGAUUGAACGAGAGCUGGCCGCGGUUCUGAUUCGCGUCGUGUCCAACUGUAGCCUGGUGGUUACUGCCAGCGAGACCCUGGACCAGCUCACCAAGGAGGAAUUCAUCGAAAGCCAGCACGGUGCGUAUUAUACCCCGUGA